This is a messenger RNA of Branchiostoma belcheri (Belcher's lancelet), 1716 nucleotides long. RefSeq lists its product as uncharacterized. Lineage: Eukaryota; Metazoa; Chordata; Leptocardii; Amphioxiformes; Branchiostomatidae. Gene Ontology annotation, cellular component: cytoplasm. Gene Ontology annotation, biological process: proteolysis; apoptotic process. The record is from RefSeq and is a predicted model, not a curated record. The coding region runs from base 7 to 1716 and encodes 569 amino acids. The transcript has 7 exons.
GACAAAAUGGCUGCCGCCAACAACUCUUCAAGAAAAGAAUCCAAUGCAGUUCUGCUGGUGACUGAUCAGUAUGCCACAUCUAAAGAAGAUGACGUUUCCACCAUGAACCAACAGGUGGUUCAAAUCCUGACCGGAGCAGGGAGGAAAGUUUAUUGUCUGGUGUUGGAGGAUACAGAGGAGGACAGAAAGUGUGCUGAGGCUGAUGGAGUGGAGCUCAUCCUCCCAAACUGCAGUCAGGAAGACACAAGAAAACCUUCUCUGAAUUGGCUGACCUUUGACCACCUCAACCGCUAUCCCAGACUCCCACAGGAUAUAGGAUGGAUUGUGGGCCAUGCUGAUGUCACUAGCAGAGCAGCAGCAGCUAUCAAGGAAGAGCGUUUUCCCCAAGCAGAUAUCAGUGUUGUCACACUGACUAUACCUGAAGACACAGAGAAGUACAAGGAAGAGGAGAAGGCCAUGGGCAUUGGGAAGAAGGAAGACUCUAUCAGACAAGAUGUAGAGAAGGCAAAAACUCUGUUUUCUGUCGGACACAGAACACAUGACCACCUCACAAACACAAUUCGUGCAAUUCCUAAAGAAAAGAGGCCAGUUCACAAACUCUUUCUGCCAGAACCAUCCAAGAUAUUUCAGGAAACCACAGUUGAGUAUGUCGAGAGUAGGGAGAAAGUUGUUCUGUUGAUCAGUAGGGUUAAAGAAGUAGGAAAGCUAAAAGGUCUUGACUUUGUAGCAAAGUCAUUGGCAAGGGUGGCAGAGAGAAGUUGCGAAAGAAUCCAACUGCGGAUUCGUGGUGUCAGUGAAGAGGAGUAUCAAGCCAGUAUGAACAUUCUCCAAACCAGCAUCAACUCAGGAAAACUGAUCCCCACACUUCUCCCACACGGCACCCAGGAAGACAUCUGCCGAGACAUGCAGCAGGCCCACCUGGUUCUCAUGCCCUCCCGUACAGAACCCUUUGGUCUGAUUGGUCUGGAGGCCAUGGCAGCUGGCGUACCCGUCCUCAUAUCUGAUCAAUCAGGACUUGCCACCUUGGUCAAUGAGGUCAUACCAGAAUUCCACCACUCUGUACUUGCAAUCACAGGUAAUGAUUCUACAGAUGUCACACAUUGGGCAAGUCAGAUUGAGAAAGUUCUGAGGCUGUCUAAAGCCGAGUUCAGUAGGGCUGCAGCACUCAAACAAAAACUCCUGGAGUCCAGAUACUGGGAAGAGUCUCAUCAGAGUUUCCUCCAGGCAUGUGGAGGGUUAGGUACUGAGGCACGUCAGCCUGCACAAGUCCAGAAAAGAAAGAGAGAGACACAUGAGACUGAGGACAGUAACGCAGACAGGAAAGCUGUGAAGUUUGAUCAGCAAGCUGAAAUAAGGGAGCUAUGUGAAGGAAGUGUACUCUGUAAGCUGAGGUUCUACCAUAGGGACAGUCAGGUAGAUUUUGUGUCAGCUUGUAGAGAUGGUAGUCUGUCAGCCAUCCUGACUGAGGAGUACAUCAGCCAGGAGUUGGUGGAGAUAUGUGGAGGGAUGCCACUCCAUGUGCACAUUGAGGUUGAUGAGGAAGACUUUCAGAGGGGAGCAGACUUACAUGUAUAUGAAGGUGCCACGGUUACACAAGCACCUGCCAAAGGUGAUCAGCACAGAUCCACAGGUGUGCAGGUUGAACAGGUGACAUCACAGCUGGCCUUGCUGCACACUUCCCUUCAACCUAAAGACAUGAUGAAGAUCCCCAAGUAA